AUGUCAAAAGCUGUUGGUAUUGAUUUAGGUACUACUUAUUCGUGUGUUGCACAUUUCACCAACGAUCGUGUGGAAAUUAUUGCCAACGAUCAAGGUAAUAGAACAACUCCAUCUUACGUUGCCUUUACCGAUACAGAAAGAUUGAUUGGUGAUGCAGCAAAGAACCAAGCUGCUAUCAACCCAUCAAACACUGUUUUCGAUGCUAAGCGUUUGAUUGGUCGUAAAUAUGAUGAUCCAGAAGUACUUAACGAUGCUAAGCAUUUCCCAUUCAAGAUUGUCAACAAGGAUGGUAAGCCCAACGUUGAAGUUGAAUACAAGGGUGAAACUAAAGUGUUCAGUCCAGAAGAAAUUUCUUCUAUGGUCUUAAGUAAGAUGAAGGAAACCGCUGAAGCUUACUUAGGUACCAAAGUUAAUGACGCUGUUGUUACCGUUCCAGCUUAUUUCAACGAUUCUCAAAGACAAGCUACCAAGGAUGCUGGUACCAUUGCUGGUUUGAACGUCUUGAGAAUUAUUAACGAACCUACUGCUGCUGCCAUUGCGUACGGUCUAGAUAAGAAGGGAACUUCCGAACAUAACGUCUUGAUCUUCGAUUUGGGUGGUGGUACUUUCGAUGUCUCCUUGUUGACUAUUGAAGACGGUAUCUUCGAAGUUAAGGCCACCGCAGGUGAUACUCACUUAGGUGGUGAAGAUUUUGAUAACAGAUUGGUUAAUCAUUUGGCCAAUGAAUUCAAGAGAAAGAACAAGAAGGAUUUGACCAAUAACCAAAGAUCUUUGAGAAGAUUGAGAACUGCUGCUGAAAGGGCUAAGAGAGCUUUGUCUUCUUCAUCUCAAACAUCUAUUGAAAUCGAUUCUUUAUUCGAAGGUAUUGAUUUCUACACUUCUCUAACAAGAGCUAGAUUUGAAGAAUUAUGUGGUGAUUUGUUCAGAUCCACCUUAGAUCCGGUUGAAAAAGUCUUGAAGGAUUCUAAGUUGGACAAGUCUCAAAUCGAUGAAAUUGUCCUUGUUGGUGGUUCUACUAGAAUUCCAAAGGUCCAAAAAUUGGUUUCUGAUUUCUUCAACGGUAAGGAACCAAACAGAUCUAUCAAUCCAGAUGAGGCCGUUGCCUACGGUGCUGCUGUCCAAGCUGCUAUUUUGACAGGUGAUCAAUCUUCAAAGACUCAAGAUUUGUUGCUAUUGGAUGUUACUCCAUUGUCUUUGGGUAUUGAAACCGCCGGUGGUAUCAUGACGAAGUUGAUUCCAAGAAACUCUACCAUUCCAACCAAGAAGUCUGAAAUCUUCUCCACUUAUGCUGAUAACCAACCUGGUGUGUUGAUUCAAGUGUUUGAAGGUGAAAGAACAAAGACAAAGGAUAACAACUUAUUGGGUAAGUUUGAGUUGUCUGGUAUCCCACCAGCACCAAGAGGUGUCCCACAAAUCGAAGUCACCUUUGAUAUCGAUGCUAACGGUAUCUUGAACGUUUCCGCUCUAGAGAAGGGUACCGGUAAGACCAGCAAGAUUACUAUCACUAACGAUAAGGGUAGAUUAUCCAAGGAAGAUAUUGAAAGAAUGGUGUCAGAAGCCGAGAAGUUCAAGGUCGAAGAUGAAGCCGAAGCUGAACGUGUCCAAACAAGAAACUCUUUGGAAGCUUAUGCUUUCAGCUUGAAGAACACUGUCGGCGAAUCUGGAUUCAAGGAGAAGGUUGAUGCUGAUGACGUCUCCAAACUACAAACUGCUGUGGAAGAAACUAUCAGCUGGUUAGAUGGAUCUCAAGCAGCUUCCACAGAUGAAUACAAGGAAAGACAAAAAGAAUUGGAGGAUGUUGCUAACCCAAUCAUGACCAAGUUCUACAGCGCUGGCGGUACCCCAGCUGGCGGUGCUCCAGGUGGUGCCCCAGGUGGCUUCCCAGGUGCUCCAGGCGGUGGUGCUGCUCCAGGUGGCGGUGAUUCCGGUCCUACUGUCGAAGAAGUUGAUUAA
Molecule: messenger RNA, 1953 nt
Organism: Kluyveromyces lactis
Lineage: Eukaryota; Fungi; Ascomycota; Saccharomycetes; Saccharomycetales; Saccharomycetaceae
Gene: SSA3
Product: Hsp70 family ATPase SSA3
Exons: 1
Coding region: 1-1953 (650 amino acids)
Biological process (GO): SRP-dependent cotranslational protein targeting to membrane, translocation; vesicle-mediated transport; protein refolding
Cellular component (GO): plasma membrane; cytosol; cytoplasm
Molecular function (GO): ATP-dependent protein folding chaperone; ATP binding; ATP hydrolysis activity
Source: RefSeq, a predicted model, not a curated record